This is a messenger RNA of Scomber japonicus (chub mackerel), 2859 nucleotides long. RefSeq names its product ANTXR cell adhesion molecule 1d (gene antxr1d). The transcript has 18 exons. NCBI's taxonomy places the organism in Eukaryota, Metazoa, Chordata, Actinopteri, Scombriformes, Scombridae. The record is from RefSeq and is a predicted model, not a curated record. Gene Ontology annotation, cellular component: membrane. Bases 187 to 1917 code for a protein of 576 amino acids. Gene Ontology annotation, molecular function: signaling receptor activity.
UGGAGAGAGAGCCCGGCUCAAACUGAACAAGACUCCUGCAGGGCUCAAUGCUCUCAAUCUAACAGGACAGAACACAGAGAAACAACGCGAUAUAGACACACAGUCGAUUCUGAAGCAGAUGAUAGAGAGAAAAUGUGAAGAUAUUUAGUUGUCACAGUGUUGGAGUAGUCAACAUAACCGGGAAAGAUGGCGAGGACACACACUCGCAUGUUCCUCGUCUUGGCUUUGCUGGGAAUUUUCAUUCUCGAUGUGUCGGUGAAAGGAGAGCUGCAGGAAGAGCAACAGGAGGAGGAGGAGAGGUCCUGUCAGGGCGCCUUCGACCUCUACUUUGUCCUGGACAAAUCUGGAAGCGUGAAGAAUCAUUGGAUAGAGAUUUACUCCUUUGUGGAGCAGCUGACAGAGAAGUUCAUAAGCCCCAUGCUAAGAAUGUCCUUCAUAGUCUUCUCCACACGAGGAAACAUCAUUAUGAAACUGACUGAGAACAGAGAGGCCAUCACUGGCGGCCUGACGGCUCUGCGGAGAGUAAUCCCUGGAGGAGACACAUUUAUGAAUUUAGGCCUAGAGAUGGCCAAUACGCAGAUAUUUCAAGAGAAGCAGGGGACAGCCAGUGUUAUCAUCGCCCUGACUGAUGGAGAACUGACUGACUGGCAGUUUGACACAGCUCAGCGAGAGGCGCAGAGGGCCAGGACUAUGGGCGCCAUUGUUUACUGUGUAGGGGUCAAAGAAUUUAACCAGACCCAGCUUGCAACUAUUGCAGACACUGUGGAACAUGUGUUUCCUGUGUGGGGAGGCUUCCAAGCCCUCAGGGGAAUCAUUGACUCGAUCAUCAAGAAGUCUUGCAUUGAGAUUCUGGCAGCAGAGCCAUCCAGUGUGUGUGCAGGAGAGAAUUUCCAGGUAGUGGUGAGAGGCAAUGGGUUUCUCCAUGCCAGAAACAUUGAUCAGGUCCUUUGCAGCUUUAAACUGAAUGAUACACACUCCAUCGAUGAGAGACCAGCUGGAAUAGAGGAUACUUUCCUUCUCUGUCCUGCUCCUGUCGUAGAGGAGGUCGGGAGGGUGAUCUACCUGCAGGUGAGCAUGAAUGAGGGUCUCUCCUACAUCACCAGCUCGGUUCACAUCACUACUACUGAAUGUUUUGACGGCACCAUCGUGCUGAUUUCGUUGCUGGUGGUGUUCUUGCUGUUGGGUCUGCUGCUGAUGUGGUGGUUCUGGCCCCUCUGCUGCACCGUGGUAAUCAAAGAGCCUCCACCACCUCCUCCCCCAGAGCCUGAAUCAGAUGAUGAGGAUGGGAUGCCCAAGAAAAGGUGGCCCACAGUGGAUGCUUCCUAUUAUGGAGGACGAGGAGUGGGUGGCAUCAAACGCAUGGAGGUACGAUGGGGGGAGAAGGGGUCCACUGAGGAAGGUGCUAAGCUGGAUAAACCUAAAAAUGCUGUUGUAAAGAUGCCAGAGCAAGAGUUUGAACCUUAUGAGCCCAAGCCUCGAAAACCUUCCCGCCGUGCCCCACAGCAGAGGAGAUGGUACACACCGAUAAAGGGGAAGCUAGAUGCCCUGUGGGCGCUGUUCAGGAGAGGUUACGAUCAGGUAUCUCUGAUGAGACCCCAGCCUGGAGCCCAGGGUCGCUGUAUACAGUUCCAACGGGUCAAAGACGGGGAGUCCACCCCAAACAACCAUGCUCCUCCUCAUACACAUCACUCUUCCUUGCCUCCUCCUCCUCCCUCUUCUUCUCCUCCGCCUGCCGAACAGCAACCUCUGGUCUCCAACUCUGUUCCCCGGACAAAGCCCCCAUCUAGAGGGCCCCGCACCACACCCCCUUCCCGUGCACCUCCUUCUGGGGUUCGACCCCCUCCAGGUCCACCCCCAAGUCGUGCACCCCCGGGUCCACCAGGACCCCCACCAUCUCGUCCCCCACCUCAGCUCUGAUGAUGAAGCGAGGGCAUCCAGUUAACAAAUGAUACAUCUAUUCCUUCUUAAGAAACGUCCUCCUUUCAUCCUGGAGACUCAGUGACAGCAGAGGUGUGAAAUCUUGUAAGCCAGGAGCUCUGUCAUGAAGCUCUGCGCUUUGUUGCUGGACAGCAAAUAAAAUAUUUAUCUUGAUAUCAAAAUCAGCUACUGACUUUCAUCAUAACGUUUUUGUAUAAAAAAAAUCUAAAACAAAUACAUUAUAUAAAAACGCAUGUAGUUAGUUGAUUAAGCCUGCACGUAUCUUGAUUAAAGAGGGAAGAGUAAGUGCUAUCCUUUCUACAAAUUCAGCAAAAACAAUUCAUGCAUAGAAAAGUGUUGCUUUUAGAAAGUUAGAUUGUAAGAGGUUGUGUGUGUCUAACAGCAAUGGUAAAUGUACUUAUUCACUUGGGGUGUUUUUUAUUUUGCAGGGCGUGAUAAUGUGGAUUGAGGAUGUGGUAAAAGAUGAUUUGAAUGUUGGCAUGGUGGUUUUUAAAUCUACAUUAUCUUAAGACUGAUGCAGCAGUUUACCUUUUAAACCAAAGAAACUUUUCUAACUACUUUCUUAGUUAAAAUUUAGUUCAGUGAUCUUAUUGCAACUGCAGGGCAGUUUCUGCAUAUUUUAUUUAUUUUAAUACAGGCUUUGUCUGCAUCGAUUUUCUUCUGUAUGUGGUAGAUUUUUGGGUUUUUGAAAUCAUUCAGAGGGGAAAAGUAUCAGGAACUCUAAGAGAAGAGCACUCAGGCAUGACAGCUGAUGUAUUUGUGGUCUUUAACACCAAGUGAAAGAUUGCAUUGUAAAUUUGUAUCUUCUGGGUUUUCCUAUAUACUGCAUUUACUGACUGAAAUGAUCAUUUGCAUUAUUUCUGUAUUAACAACUUUUUGUGUCUGUCUCCAAUAAACUAAAUGUUUUUUAUGUGCUGCCUG